AAAACUGCCUUCCAUUGCAUUUCUCCAGCGGACUGACCAGGCCCUCGCAGCCACUGCACGGUGGCCCCAAGCCGGGCUGAUUCCCCAACUCGGACCGGGCAGCUCCGGUGGUGGUGGUACAACCGGCGGACGGCAGCGUAUUCCUCUGAUGGUUCAAUUUGUGGACUAUUCUGCAAAAACAGCCCGGGUUGUCCCGAAACCCUAAACAAACUGCGACACACAGCCCCAUGCAUAUGACAAACGGGCCUGUCUGUAAAGCAACUUUGUGUUAUUUGCGGGGGCUCGGAGCAGAUAAUCUAAGGUGAGGCUGGGAAAUUAUUGUCUGGGGGAUUGGUGACGCGCACUUCACUUCAACCUCUGCGCUGUCAGACUAGGAAGUGAGGGUUAUACACGCCCAUUUCAGCUGUCGACCCUGGCAAAAAAAAGCCAAAACCCCGUUGAUCAGAUACAGCAACAGACUUUAUAAACAUGCAAACGCUUCUGGAUGUACGAUACGGAGAAUAAGCUGCAGGACGCUGCUGAUUUCGGGAGUGUGCUAAAGUGUUGAAGGAUGGACCGAGAGCUCAUUAGGCAGAGCCAAUCAGAGCACGGCGAGGCCACCAAUGGGACGAGCCCUCAGACCGCCGCUGCCCCCUCCAGCUCCGCCCCCGCCGCCUCCGCCUCCUCCUCCACGGCCACCCCGACACCUCCUCGGCUCACCCCUAACCCCACUCUCCUGGAGACCCCGCCCCCCACCCUGACGCCCACCUCCUCCUCGCCCCCGCCCCCCCUCACCCCUGCCCCCUCCCUCUCCGUGCCGCACGGCCCGAAGGUGGCGGCGGGCGCUGCGUCCCCCCACAUGCUCAUCCCGGCGCCCCCGAAGCUCACCUCCACCACCACGCCCGCCCUCCGUACCUAUUCCCGUCCCAUCCUCCCCUCCCCGUCGAGCGUCUCCAAAACGCCCCCCUCUCCCACAACACAACCCCCUCCCUCCUCCUCCUCCUCCUCCCUCCUCCCCCCGCCCUCCUCCUCUUCGUCAUCCUCCUCGUCCUCCUCGCCCGCUGUACCUUGCGCCGCCUCACUUCCCUUCUCCUCCUCCUCCUCCUCCUCUGUCACGCAUGGGAACGCCACCGCAUCAGCCAAGCCCUCCCCCACCCUGACCAAUGGGAACACACGGCCCAUAUCCACGCCGACCUCCACACCAAUCACGCCCUUUCACACGCCGGCCAGUCCCACUGGCAGACAGGUAUCGCAGGCUCAUCCUCUGGGCGCACCUGGUCUUGUAAGAGCCAAUCAGAGCCCCUCACCUGUCAGGCAGAGGGUAUCCCAGCAGACAUUGCUCCUAGGGAAAGGUCUCAAAGGGUCUGGCCAAGACCAGGUGCUGCUUAGAGCUCAGAUGCUGAUUCUUACGUCUGCUAUGCGACCUGCCUCAUCCUCCUCUUCCUCCUCUACCUCCUCUUCACCCUCUCCCCCUUCCUCCCAUCCUGCUUCCGCUCAGCUGCAGAGCCUCACCCUGAGGCCUCCGCCCCCCGGGACCCUCACCAUCCCCCCCUCCCUCCGCCUCAAACCCCCCUCCUUGGCCCCUCCUCCCCUCUCCCGGCCUCGUAACCCCCUCUUCCCCCCGCUCAGACCGCGUCCCCAGCCCAGCGCCAUGGCAACAGAGAGCCCGACGCCGACCACUCGCCACCUCUCCGUCCCGCCUCCAACUCUUUACUCUCCAGUGCGAGCCGUCCCUCUGAGACCCAGACUCCACUCUCCAAACGGCCACCGAGCGGCGCCGCCGAGGCAGAGCUCUCCCCUUCAGCCCGUCGCCGCCUCCCCCGCCGGCCACACCUCCCCCGCCAGCCGGCAGCUGGCCGGGCUGAAGACCUCGCCGUUAUCCCAACCCACGCUCAUGCCCGGCCAAUCCCAGCACGCCUCAUUAUCGAUGUCCAAGCCCAUGACGGCCGCUUCCCAUUUUGAGCGGUCACCAUCCGCAGCCCGGCAGCUGCAGAUCAUCGCCCUGUCCUCGGGCCGCCAGCCUCAGGCCGGCACGUACGCUCACGCUUCGGUCCAAUCGGCGCCUCCGGUCGUGGAAUCAGCCGAACUCGCCGGCCAAUCGCAGAGGACUCUGAGCGGUGAAGACGUGCUCCCGCUCCCUCUGAACCCCUCGCUGCCAAAAACGACCUCUCCCCUGCCCUCGACUCCGUCUCUCCUGUGUCCGUCGUCCCCUCUCAGCCAAGCCGGUGCCCAGACACAGCCUCUGCUCCAGCAGGGCGACAAACAGGGCCGGCCGAGGGACAGCGAAGAGCUAAGAGAGAGAGGGAGAGCGGCCGGGCUAAGACAAGAGACCGAGGAAGAGGAAAGUGUCGGGAAAGACCUGCGGGUGGAGAGAGACGACCAAAGAGAGCGAGAGAAGACAACCGAAGAGAAACAGAGACUUGUGACCGAGGAGGAAGCCAACGUCAUGGGUCAGAAGGAGCAGAGAGAGGAAAAGGUUCAAGAGGAAGAGAGGAUGGAGGUGACCGAGGAAGGCCAGAGUGAGAGAGAGAGGACGGAAGAGAGCAAGGAGAAGAAGAUGGAGGAGGAGGAGGAGGAAGAGGAGACGGCUAUGGACCAGUCGGAGAAUCUGACCAGUCAAGUUUUCCAACAGUACCAGAACGUAGAGCCGAACCCAAAGCUGGGCCCAGCUGCCGCUCAAGACUCCGGCCCAGAGCCGAACGCCAUGCUGGUCUCAGUCCCAAUCCCAGUCUCAGCCCCUGUCCCAGUUCCAGUCCCAGUCCCAGAGGUGUCUGUCCCGAGUCAGAGGCUGCCGGAGCCUCACAGAGACCUGCAGCCUGUGAGCCAGGAGGACUUCUGUGAGAACAUGUCGACCCAGUCAGACAACCAGUCAGCUCUGUCCAGCCUCUCCUCUCAGUCUCCGCCCUCCUCGCCCUUCAUCGCCCCCCCGGCAGAAAACCCUCCCCCUCUCCUCCCCGCUCAGCCCGCCCACCCGGCCGACCUCAGCCUAUCGCAGCACGAGCCCGAGAAAGACGACAAACCGGCCGACCAGACGGAGCGCCCGGCUGAGCCCGAGAGCCUCGAGAACCUCGAGAACCUCGAGAACCUCGAGAACCUCGAGCGCCUCGGCCAAUCGGAGGACGAGUCUGAGAGUUUCGGCCAAUUGGACAGCGGACCGUGGGCGCCAAGGGCGUGGCCUGAGGGGAGACAGGUGCUGACUCACCUGGUGGAGGGCUUCGUCAUCCAGGAGGGGCUGCAGCCGUUCCCCGUGAACCGCUCGUCCCUGCUGGUGCCGGAGCAGGUGAGCAAACCGCAGGAGGUGAACGGGACCAACGGGAGGGAGGCGCUGCCGGCGACGGACACGCUGGAGCCGGCCGAGCACUCCACCGACUCCGACAACGAGGAGGCAGGAGACACAGACGACCCCGGGACCCGGUCGGGCCACAGGGAUCGAGCCGUGCUGCACUGCCAGUUCUGCGGGAAGCGAGGCCACGCCCACAACUUCAUGCGCUCCAAACGCUUCUGCUCCACUUCCUGUGCGCGAGGGUUCAACGUUCGCCUGACGAAGCGCCUGCGGGCUCUGAGUGCGGGAAGCCGAUCUGAGAGGCCCAGGCCGACUCUGAACAGGGCGGAGUCUGUUCCCGGGAAACCCCUCUUACUGCGGCUGCCUCGUGACCUGUGGAGCGCCGGCCGCCGCGAGAAGGACGGGAAGGACGAGGCGGAGGAUGAGGGAGGGGCCGAAGACGACGGAGGGGACGAGGAUCCCGCCAUUGCCAUGACGACCAAGAUGGAGCGGCGCGCGGCGAGGAGAGCGAGGAGGGCGUCCGAGCCGGCCGUGACCACCUCCACGCCCACCACCACCUUCAAGCCCGGCCCCUCCCAGUGGAGUGUGGAGGAAGUGACGGCCUUCAUACACACACUGCCAGGCUGCAGCGACGUGGCCGAGGCCUUCAGGCUGCAGGAGAUCGACGGCCAGGCGCUGCUGCUGCUCACCGAGGAUCACCUGAUGACCAGCAUGAACAUCAAGCUGGGACCGGCUCUCAAGAUCUGCGCUCACAUCAACGCCCUGAAAAACCAAUGAGAGGACGGACAGACAGAGACAGAGAGAGAGAGAGAGAGAGAGAGAGAGAGAGAGACAAAGAGAGAGAGAGAAAGAGAGAAGAUCUGGGAUGUGACGGGAAAAAUAAGGCAAUAAAGACGUGGAAAAGGGAGAGGGAAAAGAUGAAGAGUUGGGUUGGGUUCCGUUAAGUUUUGGGACCAAGUUAGCAGAAUAACCCGGAUGUGUUAAUCUCCAAGAUGAACCAAUCCUCAUUUCUCAAAAAUUAAACGAGAAUACAGAGAAAGGCAAUAUUGGUGGCGUGAGGGUUGCAUAAAUGCGAUGAACAAGCACUUCUCAGCGCAGCAUCACCUAAAACGGUCACAAGUGUCAUAUUUUUCAAAGUUCCUUUUUUCUCCCAGCAAAUUGCUUGAAAAAAAAAAGAAAGAAAGAAUAGAAAAGGUUCAAUAAGGGGAUUAGAAAAGGAUUCGGAUUCGAUAAAUCGGAUUCUGGAUUCAGAUUUGACAAAGGAGGAGGAAGAGGAGGAGGAGGAGGAAGAGGAGGAGGAGGUCGAGGUGUUUCCUGAUCUCGUAAAAAAAACAAAAAGAUGCUGACACACCAAGAGAGACAGAACAAAGUCGUAAAAAGAGAUUUGUUUUAAUUUAUGAGAUUAUAAAUUUGCGGGUGGCCUUAGGAGACGAGAAUAAGCGUGGCAGAGUGAUGAAGAAGAGGGUCCGGAGGAAAUUUCACCCACUCCGGCCCUCCAACUGUAGCAGGAUGUAGAGAUUUUUUGUAACUUUGUGUAUAUUUUACAACACCGCUGGAGAGUGUAAAUUUGAAGCUAUUUCAUGAAGGAUUUUGAACAUUUAAUAUAUAAAUUUGUCUAUUUAGUUUUUUUAGAACGUGACGUCAAUGACAAAUCUAUCCAGUAGAUAACAUAACCAGUGUGUGUUAAAAAAAAAACAAAAAACAAACAAAAAACAAUAACAACAAAAAAACAACAACAAAAAACAAUAAGUAGACUUUGUAAGUGAUUAAUCAAAGUUUAAUGUUUUAUAUCACUAUAUUCUGGACAAAAACUAUGUCUGUGGAUCAAAAAAAAAAAAAAAAAAAAGAAAAAAGUCACUAUCAGGGUAGAGACUGAUGUCUUUAAUCGUCACAUUUUUAUGGUAUCCUGCUCGAAAUUAUUUAAUAAAUGAAUUAAUCAAGAAAAAAA
This is a messenger RNA of Myripristis murdjan (pinecone soldierfish), 5210 nucleotides long. It is a transcript of the gene phc3b, whose product is annotated as polyhomeotic homolog 3. The record is from RefSeq and is a predicted model, not a curated record. Gene Ontology annotation, cellular component: PRC1 complex; nucleus. NCBI's taxonomy places the organism in Eukaryota, Metazoa, Chordata, Actinopteri, Holocentriformes, Holocentridae. The transcript has 13 exons. Gene Ontology annotation, molecular function: zinc ion binding; chromatin binding; histone binding. Bases 551 to 4039 code for a protein of 1162 amino acids. Gene Ontology annotation, biological process: negative regulation of DNA-templated transcription.